CAAACUUGCACUUGCUGUUGCUGGCGUUUGUUUUUUUUUCGGUGGAGUUAUAAACGUUACCAACCACCAUAGAGACAACGAACGGAAACACAAUUGGGAAAAAUGUGUUCAAAAACACAAUUUUGUUUUUUAAAUUUACGCACAUAUUUAAUAUAUUUAUGCUGUUAUUUACUCAUCAUGGUAGCAGCUGGUUCCCGGGUGGUCAAUGGUUUGAAAUGUUACUGUAAUCCAAAGGAAUGUGAUGUUAUACGUGCACUGGAUUGUCCGGGCAAGGGUUUAAUGCUGUGGGAUCCAUGCAAAUGUUGUCGUAUAUGCGCCAAAACAUUAGGUGAAACCUGCGGUGGACCUGGUGAUUUUUCGGGACAAUGUGAACCACCACUUAAAUGUGUAACAAAAUUACCCAUAUCAAGUGGUUUAGGUGUUUGUAUGGAUUUACCCUUCUCAUCGGCAUCUUCAACAUAUCAUUUACAUACAAAUUGUACAAAAUCAGAGACAAUACGAGUAGAAUCGGGUUGCGAAAUCACCAAUAAACGCUGUCAGUGUUGGCCCACACUGAAAGUGUGUCGCAAUCAAUUGGAUACGGGUGUGGGGACGACGGAUAUACGAUGGCAUUUUAAAACGUUAGAGGACUGCCAAUUAAAUUUACAAAAUUUAAUAAAACUUGAAAUGGAAUUUGAUGAGGACUACACAAUCUCACCGAGCACUUUUACAUAUAAAAAGCUGAGAAGAAGGAGGAAACGAUCAUUAAGUAGAAAAAGCAAAUUUAUUCUACACUAAUGCUUUUGGGGUUUACAAAGCAUUUGCCAUGAAGCUUUUGUUAUAAACAUAAAUAAAAUAAGCAGAAAAUGACCACCACCCAUUCCUAAAUAAAUGAAGCCG
Molecule: messenger RNA, 879 nt
Organism: Calliphora vicina (urban bluebottle blowfly)
Lineage: Eukaryota; Metazoa; Arthropoda; Insecta; Diptera; Calliphoridae
Gene: cmpy
Product: crimpy
Exons: 5
Coding region: 103-777 (224 amino acids)
Biological process (GO): regulation of cell growth; regulation of signal transduction
Cellular component (GO): extracellular region
Molecular function (GO): insulin-like growth factor binding
Source: RefSeq, a predicted model, not a curated record